AUGUCCGGACGCGGGAAAGGCGGUAAAGGCCUGGGGAAAGGCGGCGCUAAGCGCCACCGCAAGGUUCUGUGCAACAACAUCCAGGGCAUCACUAAGCCUGCUCUCCGCUGCCUGGCUCGUCGUGGUGGUGUGAAGCGCAUCUCUGGGCUCAUUUACAAGGAGACCCGUAGGGUCCUAAAAGUAUUUCUGGAGAACGUGAUCCAGGACGCGGUCACCUACACCGAGCACGCCAAGCGGAAGACUGUCACCGCCACCGAUGUGGUCUACGCUCUCAAACGCCAGGGCCGUACCCUCUACGGUCUCGGCGGUUAA
Bubalus bubalis (water buffalo) is the source of this 312-nucleotide messenger RNA. RefSeq names its product histone H4-like. The coding region runs from base 1 to 312 and encodes 103 amino acids. Gene Ontology annotation, biological process: nucleosome assembly. Gene Ontology annotation, cellular component: nucleosome. The record is from RefSeq and is a predicted model, not a curated record. The transcript has a single exon. NCBI's taxonomy places the organism in Eukaryota, Metazoa, Chordata, Mammalia, Artiodactyla, Bovidae. Gene Ontology annotation, molecular function: protein heterodimerization activity; DNA binding; structural constituent of chromatin.